UCUCAGACUGACACUUAUUCAACACUGCCACCUUAAGCAGAUUACUUUUGCGCUGCCUGUGUCAAAUACGUGCUUCACUUUGCCUCUCCAUCAUGUUUGGGAUGCUCAAACAACACCUUCACCCGUGCAUUUUUCUCCUGUUCAUAUGGCUUUGUCACGUCAUGGAGCAUCAAAAAGUUCAAGCUGGAAACUGCUGGUUGCAGCAGGGGAAGAACGGGAGGUGCCAGGUGCUCUACGUGCCUGGGAUGAGUAGGGAGGAGUGUUGUCGGAGUGGAAGACUGGGGACGUCCUGGACCGAGGAGGACGUCCCCAACAGCACACUCUUUAGAUGGAUGAUCUUCAAUGGCGGAGCUCCCAAUUGCAUACCUUGCAAAGGUGGAGAAAGCUGCGAUAAUGUGGACUGUGGACCUGGGAAGAGGUGCAAGAUGAACAGAAGAAGUAAGCCGCGCUGCGUGUGCGCACCAGACUGUUCCAACAUCACGUGGAAAGGACCGGUCUGCGGAUCAGAUGGAAAGACCUACAAAGAUGAAUGUGCUCUUCUGAAGGCUAAAUGUAAAGGCCACCCCGAUCUGGACGUGCAGUACCAAGGAAAAUGCAAGAAAACGUGCCGUGAUGUCUUGUGCCCCGGCAGCUCCACAUGCGUCGUGGACCAGACAAAUAACGCUUAUUGUGUGACGUGUAAUCGGAUUUGCCCCGAGGUGACGUCGCCUGAGCAGUACCUGUGUGGAAACGACGGGAUCAUCUAUGCCAGCGCGUGUCACCUGAGAAGGGCUACAUGUCUCCUUGGCCGCUCUAUUGGAGUGGCAUAUGAGGGGAAAUGCAUCAAGGCCAAGUCAUGUGAGGACAUCCAGUGCAGUGUGGGGAAGAAGUGUCUGUGGGACGCUCGGAUGGGCCGGGGCCGCUGUUCAAUCUGUGAUGAGUCCUGUCCAGAGAGUAGGACAGAUGAGGCGGUGUGUGCCAGUGACAACACCACAUAUCCCAGUGAAUGUGCCAUGAAGCAAGCUGCUUGUUCUAUGGGGGUGUUGCUGGAAGUCAAGCACUCAGGAUCUUGCAACUGAAACUGCCCAAAAGACACCCAAGCCACUGGAACCAUCAGCCCCAGUGCCCCUUAUGCCUGCCUCCCAGCCCCCAUAACCCACCUUAUGACCCCUCCCAUCUACCCCCUCUUUCCAUCAUUCCUCUUUUUUCUCAUGCUGCAGUGCUGACUUGCCAGAUUAUGUAAAUGGACGUUGUAUAAUUGGGGAUGCCACAGUAAUUGUUGCUGCCAAGUCACACAGACUCUUCCUCACAGAUGCACACACAUACAUAAUCAUACACACACAUACACACAAAAAAGAAAGAAAAGAAGGCUGUGUGUGAAUCUAUAUUGUGAGCUUUGUUUUACAUUUAGUGAUAUUUGCGCUGUUGUGGUCCAUAUUCAUACAACAGCUACCAUAUAUUCUCCCAUAUAGCCAUUACAGAAGACCAGGAGGAGGAUGAGGAAGAUGAGGACUCAGACUACAUGGCCUAUGUCCAUUUAUCUUCUGUACUGGAUGGAUAGGCUCCCAUCACUAGUGGGACAGUUCUAGGGCAAGGAAUCAUGUCCAUACUGUACAUUAUGUGUAUGCUUAUUUAUUUUUUAAAGAAAAAGGAAGUAUACAUAUAGUUCAGUCUGCUAGAUGUUUAUUUAUACUUUUUGUGUUUUAUAAUUUAUACAUUUACAUUGUCAGGCUAUCAUCUACCAUGAUAAAUUGUGUUACCGCUCAUUUUUCCUUUUUUGCUAUCGUCCCUUUUACUUUCUUUUUUUAUCAUGAAGAAUUAUAUUUGUCCAAAGAAAAACAGUGUUAUUUAUUUGUCAUUUUACUGUGUAAGUAUAAGUCCUCUACAAGCUGUAAAUUGCAUUCCCUGAGCUGUAAAAAUCUGCUUUGUUUCUGUCAAAUCUCUAUCACAGAUGUUUAUGUCACACAUACGUAAAUGCAUGUUUAGGCUGUGUGUUUAUUUAUUGGGUAUAUAUCAAUCAUUUUAUGUACAGACAUGUUUUUGGUUUGUUUACAACUGUAAUAACUGACCAAAGGGAUUCUCUCAAUGGUUUUGCAUUGUAAAACGCAGCAGUGAUGAAAUGAAAAAGAAAAAGAGAGCCAUUUGAUUUUCUUUUCUCAUUUUUAAAAAGAUUUUCUUUGGUUUUAGCCCUUUAGAUGUUCUUCCAUCUGAAAGCAACCCAUUUAGACAGAAUUCCAUAGCAUUUAUUUUGUCUCACCACUAUUAAGAGGUAAGUUUUGGACAAUACUUGAUUAUUUUGGAAACAAUGUGCCAUUAACAUUUGUGAGCUGUCUUCUUGCCAAUGUGCUCCACAGAGCUAAUAGGAAUAAUGUACUGCAGUUAUCUACACUAUACACUUCUUCAACUUGUUUAAUUUUUUUUUUGAUUGUUUGUUUGUUGUUUUUUCAGAAAGAAUUUUUAUUUUCAAUCAUCACAAGAGAAAAACAAAAUUCUGUUAUGAAUAUAUAGUUUUGUAUUUUUAUGUAAAUGUCAUAUGUACAUACAAAGUUUGAUGGUAUUUGUACAGAUAUGAAGAGUGAAACAAUAAAAGUUUUUUUUCCUUA
Molecule: messenger RNA, 2582 nt
Organism: Melanotaenia boesemani (Boeseman's rainbowfish)
Lineage: Eukaryota; Metazoa; Chordata; Actinopteri; Atheriniformes; Melanotaeniidae
Gene: fsta
Product: follistatin a
Exons: 6
Coding region: 93-1058 (321 amino acids)
Biological process (GO): cell differentiation; negative regulation of activin receptor signaling pathway; regulation of BMP signaling pathway
Molecular function (GO): activin binding; protein binding
Source: RefSeq, a predicted model, not a curated record